Molecule: messenger RNA, 4164 nt
Organism: Limulus polyphemus (Atlantic horseshoe crab)
Lineage: Eukaryota; Metazoa; Arthropoda; Merostomata; Xiphosura; Limulidae
Product: 14-3-3 protein epsilon
Exons: 5
Coding region: 164-946 (260 amino acids)
Biological process (GO): signal transduction
Cellular component (GO): cytoplasm
Source: RefSeq, a predicted model, not a curated record
GUGCAUUAACGGAAGUGUACAGGGUGAGUCAUUUUCCGACGGCAUUGCUGAUACUAGUGGAUAUUGAAAGUGAAACGAAAUAAAAAUUUGCUGCAGUGUAAUUGAAUUAUUUUCUGAUAUAAAAUAUUUUUGGCAACUAGACUUUUAAUAUUCCUGCGUAAACAUGUCAGAAAGAGAAGACAGUGUAUACAAGGCCAAAUUGGCAGAACAGGCAGAACGCUAUGAUGAAAUGGUGGAAGCAAUGAAGAAGAUGGCUUCCUUGGAUGUUGAACUUACAGUUGAAGAAAGAAACCUUUUGUCGGUUGCAUACAAGAACGUUAUUGGUGCUCGAAGAGCUUCAUGGAGAAUAAUAAGCAGUAUUGAACAGAAGGAAGAAAGUAAGGGUGCUGAAGGAAAAAUUAUUUUGGUCCGACAAUACCGCACUCAGGUUGAAAAUGAGCUGCGUGAUAUUUGUCAAGAUAUUCUGGAUGUACUGGACAAACAUCUUAUACCUGCUGCAUCAACUGGAGAAUCAAAGGUGUUUUACUACAAGAUGAAAGGAGACUACCAUCGUUACCUAGCUGAGUUUGCCACAGGGAAUGAUAGGAAAGAAGCUGCUGAAAAUAGUUUGGUGGCAUACAAGGCUGCAAGUGAUAUUGCAAUGACUGAGCUACCACCCACUCAUCCAAUACGUUUGGGACUUGCUCUAAAUUUUUCAGUCUUCUAUUAUGAGAUCCUUAACUCACCAGAUCGAGCCUGUCGUCUUGCUAAAGCUGCUUUUGAUGAUGCAAUUGCUGAAUUGGAUACCCUUAGUGAAGAAAGCUACAAGGAUUCUACCCUCAUCAUGCAGCUCCUGAGGGAUAAUCUUACUCUAUGGACAUCUGAUAUGCAGCACGAUGGAGAUGAAGAAAACCAAGAGAAACAGAAAGAACAGGUUCAAGAUGUUGAGGAUCAAGAUGUUUCAUAAAAUUAUGUCUCCCUGCUCAUCUAGAUCUGUUGCGAUUACUAUACAUGUACUCAUCCUCCUGCAUCAUACAGAUAUGUAUUCACUGUGUUCAUCUUGUAGGUUUUUGUUUUCCCCUUGCAUCAUCUGAUCCUGUGAAUAGUGCUAAAAGCCAGCCAAGUCAACGAUCACACUGCUCUGCUUAAUAUUAGUUGAACAUGUUCUUCUUUUCAUUAUUUGUAUGUAUAUGGUUUAAUCAAAAGCACCAUUUCUUUAUUUUAGUAACACUGUUUGACAUUUUUGUAAUGUAUACUUGUACUGCACAUUAACAUCAACAUAUAAUUCCUAAACUGUAAAUGUAAUUUGACUUGUAUAACUAUCUGAGAUUUCAAUGCUACAGUAAAUCUUUCCCAUUUCCCUACAUAAUCAUUUAAGAUUGAAAUAUUAAUUGAUGACUUGCAUAUAUAGUAUUUAGUGUAGAUUUACUGUCUUUAUGUUAAUUUUGAUUUUAUAUAUAAUGCAGGAUCAUCAGUUUCAUAAAAACAAGGUUUCAGUUUUGUUAUUGUUUAAAGACAAAAUUUGAGAUUUUCCCCUGCUUAAAGACUGGAUGUUUAUAUCGAGUUUAAAGUAAUCCAAUACUAUUUAGUGUAGGAAUGUACUUAAAAUAAUUAUAAUAUGUAAUUUUGUAUAUACCAUUGAGCUAAGAAAGUUAAGUAUUUUCAGGGGUUUCAAAAAUUACUUUCCCAAAAUAUUGUUUUUCGUAUAUUUAAUAUAUAUAUAAAGCAUAAGAACUCAAUGGUGUAACUCCUCACAGUUCUUUCAGUGAACUUAAGUACUAUUUGAACAAUAAAUGUAAAACACUGUAGCAUAUGUAUUGUUUAGUGUUUUGAAUAAACAAUGUUAUAGAAAUAAAAUAUAAAAGUAGAAUAAUAAAUAAUUGUCUAAAUUGGUUUAAGUUUAGAGUAAACUGUGUACAAAAUCCAAGUAUUUGGUAAGCCAGUCAUCUUAUGGACUUAUCCAGACUAUUUAAUGGAACAUAUUAUCAUAAAGAAUUUGUAAACCUAUCAUUUACUUUUCAAACGUAGAUAAAAAUAUUAUUUUAGUGAUUUCCUAUUUUAAAAUUGCUCUUUACUCUCUCACUGUGCAUUCCAAAUUUGUUUAACCCUUUAUCAUCCAAAGAAGGGUUUUUCCAUUAUUGUAUAUGUACAGGCGGAGAUGAUGUCUAGCGUGCAUAAAUAUAUGGAUGAAGAUGAUAAAGGGUUAAAUACAUCCUGCUUUAACUGGGAACAAAGUGAAAAUAGAUUCAGAAAAAUAAGUAAUUAUUACAGUAAUAAGGCAAAAUAAAAUAUUUCCAUUUUUCAAAAUUCUAAGCUGUAAAAUUUAAAUAUUGUUUUAAUUAUUUAUGAAUGUUGAGGUUUUUUUUUUAAUGCUGCAUUCUACGUUUUCCCUAAUAAGUGUACAUUCUUCACUUAGCAACAUGUACUUUGAAAUGUCUUUGUAGGAAAAAACAAUUAGUAUUUGAAUCUUUUUUACUGUUUAUAGCUCUAUACCACCAGUCUUAAUAUCUAGUUACUUACCACCAAUCAAAUUUUAUAUUUAGAAUUAUAGACUUGAAAUACAGCCCAAUCAGUCAAAUGAUUUUUCUAAAUUUGAUAAGUAGGAUGGAUGUUUAAAGGAAAACAGUUUAUUAAGAAUAAUUCUGGCGUAUGCAUAUUCCAUUUCCUGUUUGAAAAAAAAAACUGCUUAUACAAAUCUGUCAUUUAUGCUGAUGCUUCACACUGAAAUCAUUCUUUUUCAUAUAUAAAAGCCAAGUAUUUUUGUAGUGAGUGGAUUCAUAUGUUAGUUUAAAUAGCAUCUCGUGGAAAGCUUUAGUUUGCUGUUUAUGUGAAAACAAACCUAAAAUGUCUACUGUAAAUGGAAGUGUAGGCGGUUGUUCCUAUUUCAUGAUUCACAUGAUUUUUCCUUUGUUUUAGUACUGCUGUUAUUAAUUUAAUAGAUUGAAUACAUAUUUCUUUUAUUUUGUUAAAAAAAAAUUACCAAAAUUCCAGAAAAUCACAUUCCUGAAUUGUGCAUUUUCAUAGACUUUUGUGUUUUCUGUCCCUCAUGCAUCUGCAUACAUUGUUCUAUAAAAUUAAGCUAGAAUAAGUUUCUAAAAUCUCUAGGUCAGACCUUUUGGAUAAAGUAUAUGUUUAAAACAAUGUAAUAACUAAAUAUAUGAAAAAUUAGUGGAUUUUUCAUACACUUGUCAAAUCAAAGCAACCAAGGAAAAAGAACUACUUAUUAUAAAUCUUAGUUAUGAAAUGUUUUUUGGAAUUGUUAAAAGAGUUAGCUAUACUAGAGCAGUAGAAUUCCAGGAAUUUGUGUUUGUGUCAGGAAAAGUCAGUUGGCAAAAGAAUGAAUGGUAUUUUUCUUAGGAUAUAUAAUUUGAUUAUUUUUCAAGAAUAUAAAAGAACAUUUGUAUCUGUUUUAUUCUUGUUGCAAAGCAUACAGAUAACACACUACACUGAAUGAGGUAUAGAUUGCAUUUAAUGUUUUUUUUUUCUUCCAAGUGUCAUGUAUUGGAAAUUAUACAUAGUUGUCACAUGCUGCUAACUUUAACUUUAUCUAGUUGAUCACUUUCAGUAGGAUUUGGGACAUAAUAUGUAACAAGGUUGAACAUGGUUGGUUUUUAAAUUUGAAAUAAAGUGUUAGUCAUUUAGUGAGUGUUGAACUUAUGUACUUUGCAUAUUUUUAUUUUUAAAUUGUUUAAAAGUAGUGUGUCCUUCACAAUACAUAUACUGUACCUCUGAUGUGAAAAUACAAAUACCCAUAGAAAACAGUAAUUGUAUACAAUAAUGCUUUUAACUAAUACUACUGACUUAAUUUUAAAGUCGAUAAUAGUACAGAAAAUGCUUGAAAGCAAUGAUAAUGUUUAGAGAAAAUUGUAAGAACAAAUUUUAAUUGUUAAUGUAUUUGAUAAAACAGUUUAAAAUGGUAUUAAUUUAACAGCAUAGCACCCAAUAGUACCAACAUGUACAAAAGUGCACAUAAAUGUAUAAACUACCAAGAUUUAUUUUUGCUCUUAUAAGUUUUAAAUGUAUUUUUGCUCUUAGAAUCCAUACUUGUUAUCAAAUUUUUGCAUUCAUAUUGUUAUGGUGUCAUCGUUUAUGUGUUGUAGCAGUAACAGAUUGUCGACGUAGAGUAGCUUACAGAUUUAGCACAUACAGAAGGAUGAGGGGCAAUAUAGAAUAUUUUUAGCUGUA